Trichogramma pretiosum is the source of this 1124-nucleotide messenger RNA. RefSeq lists its product as uncharacterized. The annotation marks the transcript as partial. NCBI's taxonomy places the organism in Eukaryota, Metazoa, Arthropoda, Insecta, Hymenoptera, Trichogrammatidae. The transcript is spliced from 5 exons. The record is from RefSeq and is a predicted model, not a curated record.
UCAGACGUGGAUCGUCCGAGUGAGGGAGCCGCUAAUGCGGCAGUGCUCUCCGUGAGACAUAAAUACAAUCAGCGUCACAACAAAGUCAAGAGCAAGCAGUCCGUAUUAAAUGCGCGACCUCGCUCUCUCUAUACAACGUUAACAUGUCCCGAAGAUCAACAGCAACACAUCGCGCCCCAGGCUUAUCCAGAGCUCGGCAAACAGCUAGAAGAAAAUUCCGCCUACGGCAUCGAAUCGCACUUGGGCUCGCAAUGGCGACGCAAAGCCUUAAUCUCGAAAGAGUCCCAAUUUUUUUCUGGCUUGGACAAUUGGUCUGACGCCGAGGCCGGCUUACUUGCAACACCUCAUGGGACUAUAUCACUCCGGCUCCGGAACAAAAUUCGCGUCGACCUCACCGUCGAUCGUGCCGUACGUCUCAUUAAUUGGAAGAACAAUAUUGUUUUGGCCUUGAGUGGUUCUGGUACUGCUUCUGCUCUCCUUCAUCCAAAUGGCCGCAUAUACCAAUAUGGUUCAAGGGUUGAGAUUCUGGCUCAUGACUUUCAUGGAAAUGACAAAUAUGCCAAAAUGUGGUAUAAAGGUGUGAGCUUCUCAUCAGAGCAAUGUGCACUAGUUUACUUGGUUGAUGCUGCUGGUACAAGAACAACAACAGAUACAUUUUCUGACAUGAGAGACGACUUCUCCUUGCCAAUAUUUUAUGCUGAAUCAAGACAUGGACCAGCUUAUUAUCAACAGGCUGCACAAGUCUUAUCUAAUUCUCAGUACUGGCAAACUAAUGAGGGUAUUGAAAAUUGGAUAAUCAAUAAUGUUCGAAUUUCACAAACUCCUGAUGGACUAGUCAGAAUUGCCCGUAACAGUAACAAAUAUCAGUUGCGAACAUCACCAAGUAAUGGAACAGCAUCAUUAACCACUCCAUUUCUACAUUGUACAGCUUCUUUGGGUCAAACUUCACAUUUAUUUGUUAGGAGAGGAGAAAGGCGAAUGCAUUAUGAUGGAACAAGUUUCAUAGUAAGAAAUGCUGGACAUAGCGCUGGAUUUGACAAUAGCAAUCAAUUGAAUGUUUAUUAAAAAUUUCACUAAAUAUUUUUUUACAUUUUUCAUAGUUGAUAAAUUUAUCUAAUUUUCAC